AUGAGGUCUCGAGCAGAAAGGAACCGCUUGACCUUGUUUUGGGGUCUGAUGCUGGGUCUGUCGUCCUGCCUCCGGCCCGCCACCGCAGAGAUCUGUGGUCCCAGCAUCGACAUCGGCAAUGACAUCAGUGAAUUCAGGCGUUUAGAGAACUGCACAGUGGUGGAGGGCUACCUGCAGAUCCUCCUCAUCGGUGACAAAAACAGCAAUAAUAUCAACCUGGAACACUUCCGCUCCCUCAGCUUCCCCAAGUUGACCAUGAUCACUGACUACCUGCUGCUAUUCCGGGUGUCUGGCCUGGACAGUCUAAGUGCGCUCUUUCCCAACCUUGCCGUCAUCCGAGGACGUAACCUGUUCUACAACUACGCCCUUGUAAUAUUUGAGAUGACCAGCCUGAAGGACAUCGGCCUGUACAACCUGCGUAACAUCACCCGUGGUGCCAUCCGCAUUGAGAAGAACCCUGAGCUGUGCUACCUGGAGUCUAUAGACUGGUCACUCAUCUUGGACGCGGAGUUCAACAAUUACAUUGCCGGGAACAAGCAGUCCAAGGAGUGCAGUGAUGUUUGUCCAGGCAUCAUGGAGAAUAGUCCGCAGUGCAGAAAGACCAUGUUCAACAACAACUACAACUACCGCUGCUGGAAUUCCAAUCACUGCCAGAAAGAAUGCCCUGAGAAGUGUGUGCAGCGAGCGUGCACAGCGGGCGGCGAGUGCUGCCACCCUCAGUGUCUAGGCAGCUGCACAGUCCCCUUUAACGACACAGCAUGUGCAGCAUGUGUGCAUUACUACCACCAAGGGCGCUGUGUGGCCGACUGCCCUCCCGGCACCUACAAGUUCGAGGGCUGGCGCUGCAUCAGUGCCGAGCUUUGCUCCAAAGUCCACCUCCCAGAGUUCGACAGCUUCAUCAUCCACAGUGGAGAGUGCAUGCCCGAAUGCCCGUCUGGGUACACGCGCACUACACCCAACAGUAUGACCUGUACAGCCUGUGAUGGUCUGUGUGAUAAAGUGUGUGAGGAGAAGGUCAUUGACUCCAUGGACGCUGCUCAGUCUCUCAAAGGCUGCACUGUUAUUAAGGGCAACCUGCAUAUCAACAUCCGCCGAGGCCACACAUGGUGGCAGAGCUUGGAGAGUUCCACUGGUUUAAUUCAGAGGGUGACGGGAUACGUGCGGAUCCGAAACUCUCUCACUCUGAGCUCCCUGGCCUUCCUCCGCAGCCUCAGAUACAUCGACGGAGAAGAGCUUCUGGAUGACAUGUACGCCUUUGCAGCGUAUGACAACCAGCAGCUCCAGUAUCUUUGGGACUGGAAACAGCACAAUCUCACUAUCAAAACAGGGAAGCUGUCCUUCAGAGGCAACCCGAAGCUGUGCAGGUCUGAGAUCCGCAACAUGUGGAACAAAACGGGUAUCCAGGGCCGCUUUGAUGAGAGCGAUUUCCGAAACAACGGCGAACGAGCCAGCUGUGAAAGCACUAUCCUGACGUUUAAGUCCAACACCACCAGCAGCACACGGAUCAAACUGAUCUGGCAGCGGUACCGGCCUCCUGACUACAGGAACCUCAUCAGCUUUAUUGUCUACUACAAGGAGGCGCCAUUCCAGAACAUCACAGAGUUUGAGGGGCAGGACGGCUGUGGCUCUAACAGCUGGAACAUGGUGGACGUGGAGCUGAGGCUGGACAAGAACUCUGACCCUGGUGUUCUGCUGUCUGGUCUGAAACCCUGGACGCAGUAUGCCGUCUUCGUCAAGGCUAUCACGCUGAUGGUGGAGGACAAACAUAUGCCGAGUGCCAAGAGCAAGGUUGUCUACAUCCGCACAAGCCCCUCAGCGCCCUCCAUGCCCCAGGAUGUGCGGGCAUACUCUAACUCCUCGACGCAGCUGCUUGUGCGUUGGUCUCCCCCCCUCGCACCAAAUGGAAACCAGACUUAUUACCUGGUCAGAUGGCAGCAACAAGCCGAAGACAGAGAGCUGUACCAACACAACUACUGCUCUAAAGAGCUGAAGAUUCCCAUAAGGAUUGCUGCCAUAGGUGUGGGAGACCAGGAAGAAGACACCAAGCCCACUAAACCGGAUCCUGAGGGGGGAGAUAAAGGUCCCUGUUGCCCCUGCCCCAAGUCAGUGGAGGACCUGGAGGCAGAAGCUGUUGACGCCUCUCUCCGAAAGGUCUUUGAAAACUUCCUGCACAACUCAAUUUUUACAGCAAGGCCUCAUGAUCGUCGCCGCAGAGAUCUCUUUGGCAUCGCCAACUCCACUCACUCCCACCGCAACCGUCUGCACACCAACAGCAGCAAUGUCCCUCCUCUCCAAGCCGCUGUUAACAGCAGCACCCUGGCUGAUGUGGAGCCAGCGGACAGAGAGUUUUCUUUCACGGAGCAAGCUGUGACGGAGCGCAGGCUGCAGAUCUCUGGCCUGCAGCCGUUCACUGUGUACCGCAUUGACAUUCACGCCUGCAAUCGACAGGUCCAGCGUUGCAGUGCGGCAGAGUUUGUCUUCUCCAGAACCAAGCCUGCAGAAAAGGCUGAUGACAUUCCGGGCCAGGUGACCUUAGAGGGCCAUGAGGACUGGGCGUUUCUGCGCUGGCCAGAGCCACGUCGACCCAAUGGACUCAUCCUCAUGUAUGAGAUCAAGCUUAAGCUGGCUGCUGAGACUGAGAAACACGAGUGUGUCUCCGGUCAGAUGUAUCAGGCCCAGCGUGGCGUUCGGCUUUCCAACCUCGGUCCAGGAAACUACUCAGUCAGAGUGAGAGCCACGUCGUUGGCUGGCAACGGCUCCUGGACACACGUUGUGGAUCUCUUUAUAGCUGAAAGAUAUGAAAAUGUCCUCUAUGCUAUGAUCUUCAUUCCCAUCGCCAUCAUCCUCUUUAUCUGCCUGCUGGUCACAAUGCUGGUGGCCUUCAACAGGAAAAGGAAUAGCGACCGUCUUGGAAACGGAGUCCUGUAUGCCUCAGUCAAUCCAGAGUACUUCAGUGCUGCAGAAAUGUAUGUACCAGAUGAGUGGGAGGUGGCGCGGGAGAAGAUUGCCCUGAGUCGAGAGCUUGGCCAGGGCUCGUUUGGUAUGGUGUAUGAAGGCCUGGCGAAGGGCGUGGUCAAAGACGAGCCAGAGACACGAGUCGCCAUCAAGACUGUCAACGAGUCCGCCAGCAUGAGAGAGAGAAUAGAGUUUCUCAAUGAAGCCUCCGUCAUGAAGGAGUUCAACUGUCACCAUGUGGUUCGUCUCCUGGGAGUGGUCUCUCAGGGUCAGCCCACUCUGGUCAUCAUGGAGCUGAUGACAAGAGGAGACCUUAAGAGUUACUUGCGCUCCCUCCGACCUAAAGAGACACAGUGGACGAGCCUGUCUCUCCCUCCUCUGAAGAAGAUGCUUCAGAUGGCAGGGCAGAUCGCUGAUGGCAUGGCGUACCUCAACGCCAACAAGUUUGUCCACAGAGAUCUGGCAGCCAGGAACUGCAUGGUGGCUGAGGACUUCAUCGUUAAGAUUGGAGAUUUUGGCAUGACCAGAGACAUAUAUGAGACGGAUUACUACCGCAAAGGUGGUAAGGGUCUGCUCCCUGUCCGCUGGAUGUCACCAGAGUCCCUGAAGGAUGGAGUCUUCACGAUUAACUCUGAUGUUUGGUCGUUUGGGGUUGUACUGUGGGAGAUCUCCACUCUGUCUGAGCAGCCGUACCAGGGUCUGUCAAAUGAGCAGGUGCUCCGCUUUGUAAUGGACGGAGGGCUGCUGGAGAAACCACAAAGCUGUCCUGACAUGCUGUUCGAACUGAUGCGAAUGUGUUGGCAGUUCAAUCCUAAGAUGCGUCCAGCCUUUGUGGAGAUCAUCAGCAGCAUCAAGGAUGAACUGGAGCCGUCGUUCAAAGAGGUUAGUUUCUUCUACAGCGCUGACAACAAGCCGACCGAGGAGCAGCAGGUCCACCUGGACAAAAUGGACAGCAUUGAAGAUGUUCCUUUGGACCAACCUUCGUCCACACAGCCACAGCAAUCCCUAGUCCCCCAACAGACCCCGCCCUCCCCGAGCUCAGAGGCUCCACCUGCCCCCUCACUGAGCCCCAGCUCCCCUUCCACUCCCUGUACAUCAACCGCUGCCAUGGACAAGCAGGCGACAGGCCAGCAGGCGGCCAACGGGCUGUCGGGUCCGAGCCUUGCAGCAGGGUCAGAGCUCGGGACAGGCGCGGGCGCCACAAUGCGGCCAUCUCUGGAGGAUCUGCCGCCGUAUGCACACAUGAACGGUGGACGCAAAAACGAAAGGGCCAUGCCCCUCCCGCAGUCUUCUGCUUGCUGA
This is a messenger RNA of Limanda limanda (common dab), 4257 nucleotides long. Its product is annotated as insulin-like growth factor 1 receptor. The coding region runs from base 1 to 4257 and encodes 1418 amino acids. Gene Ontology annotation, molecular function: insulin receptor substrate binding; ATP binding; insulin receptor activity. The record is from RefSeq and is a predicted model, not a curated record. The transcript is spliced from 21 exons. Gene Ontology annotation, cellular component: axon; insulin receptor complex; membrane. Gene Ontology annotation, biological process: multicellular organism development; positive regulation of kinase activity; positive regulation of MAPK cascade. NCBI's taxonomy places the organism in Eukaryota, Metazoa, Chordata, Actinopteri, Pleuronectiformes, Pleuronectidae.